CUUUGUUUAGCGAUUUUUAUUUGGUAGAUCAUCAUCAUCUUCAUUUCAGAGAAAAUCAAUCGCCGAUCUUUGCACAAAUUCUGGUCUAGAGGUUUAUCGAUUCUCAAUUUCCCGAUCUUCGUUCUCUUCUUUGUUAAUUCAUUUCGGGAAUUUUUAGGUUCAAUCGAUGACGCUUAAGAUGGAUUUCUUUUAGGUUUCUUCGUUGUUGUUUAAGUCUCUUUUAGGUUUUGAGAGAGUGUUGUUUUAGUUGGUGUUGGUGUUUAGGGUUUGGAUCUUCCGAUCGAUUUCAUGGAGGGGUGUCUCUUGUUGAUGCCCGUACAAGAAAGAUCUAUGUUGUUCGUUUGUUUAGAUUGGAAUUAGAGCUAGGUUUGUUUUUGUUUUUUCUCUAGGAAAUGUCUGUUGCUGAUGUUGCAUUGAGCCCGAUUCAUAGAGGAUCAGGGUUUGCUUUCGGUCACGAACAAUCGCACUACUCCGUCGAAUCGGUUCUGGUGUUCCUAAGUGUUUCUGGUUCUACGAUGCCUAUGCUCAUCUUGGAGUCUGAUUCCAUAGCUGAAGUGAAACUUAGGAUCCAGACGUGUAAUGGUUUUAGGGUAAGAAGACAGAAACUGGUUUUCAGUGGUCGAGAGCUCGCAAGGAACGCCUCACGUGUCAAGGACUAUGGCGUGACCGGUGGUAGUGUGUUGCAUCUGCUGCUUAAGCUCUAUGACCCGUUGCUUGUCACCGUCAUAACCACUUGCGGUAAAAUCUUCGAGUUUCAUGUGGAUCGACGCAGAGAUGUUGGGUAUCUCAAAAAACGCAUCUCCAAAGAAGGGAAAGAUUUUCCUGAUGUUGAUGAUCAAGAGAUCUUGUAUAAAGGGGAGAAGCUUGAAGACAACAGGAUCAUAGAUGGGAUUUGCAAAGAUGGAAACUCUGUGAUCCGUUUACUGGUUAAGAAAUCGGUGAAGGAAGCUUCGGUGAAAAGAGAAGACGAUGCUGCUUCUGGCAAAGACUUCUUGUUAGAACCUGUUGUUCUCAAUCCCGCUCUGAAGCUACCCAAGGUUCUCGAGGAUAUGAUUGACCAAACGGUGGACGGUUUAAACAAAGGCAAUCCACCGGUGAGAUCAGCUGAAGGAACGGGAGGGACAUACUUGAUGCAAGAUUCUUCAGGCCUCAACUAUGUGUCUGUCUUCAAGCCCAUGGAUGAGGAACCAAAGGCUGUGAACAAUCCUCAGCAGCUUCCUGUGUCAUCAGACGGUCAGGGAUUGAAGAGAGGAACUAGAGUAGGAGAAGGAGCAACCAGAGAAGUCGCAGCUUACUUGUUAGAUCAUCCUAAAACCGGACCGAGAUCAUUGUCGAGAGAAGUUAUGGGCUUUGCUGGUGUGCCACCAACCGCUAUGGUCAGAAGCUUUCACAAAGCGUAUAAUUACACAAAGGGAGUUGCAAAAGAUGCAAAAGUUGGUUCUUUGCAAAUGUUCAUGAAGAACAACGGAAGCUGCGAAGACAUUGGCCCUGGAGCUUUUCCUGUGGAAGAAGUGCAUAAGAUCAGCGUCUUUGACAUUAGAAUGGCAAACGCAGAUCGACAUGCCGGAAACAUAUUAACCGGGAAAGGCGAAGACGGCAAAACCAUUCUAAUCCCCAUCGAUCAUGGCUAUUGCUUGCCGGAAAAUUUUGAAGAUUGCACAUUCGAGUGGCUAUACUGGCCGCAAGCAAAAGUCCCGUUUUCUUCGGACAUUCUCAACUACAUAAAGUCGCUAGACUCUGAACAAGACAUUGCGCUUCUGCAACUCAACGGUUGGGAUGUUCCUGAAGCUGUCUCACGCACGUUACGUAUCUCCACGAUGCUUCUGAAGAAAGGCGUUGAGAGGAACCUAACGCCGUAUCAAAUUGGAAGCAUAAUGUGCAGAGAAACAGUGAACAAGGACUCUGCCAUUGAAGAGAUAGUGAGAGAAGCUCAGAACUCGGUGUUACCUGCGUCGAGCGAGGCUACGUUUCUUGAAGCUGUCUCUAUGGCCAUGGAUCGUCGUCUGGACGAGCUAACUAAGUAAACAAUCUAAGUACAUAAUAAAAAAGUUUGGUUUUCCUGUGUGUAUGUUAAUGGUUGAAAAAACGUUGAUAGGCUCUUCUUGGAUAAUUUUUUUCUUCCAUGAAAGAAGCCUUAAGCUUUUGUGUUCUUUUUCUUCUGUAAUGAAUAAAACGUUGUCGGGUUUUA
Messenger RNA from Eutrema salsugineum, 2188 nucleotides. RefSeq names its product phosphatidylinositol 4-kinase gamma 2. The transcript has 2 exons. Bases 393 to 2024 code for a protein of 543 amino acids. Gene Ontology annotation, molecular function: protein binding. Lineage: Eukaryota; Viridiplantae; Streptophyta; Magnoliopsida; Brassicales; Brassicaceae. The record is from RefSeq and is a predicted model, not a curated record.